Molecule: messenger RNA, 2643 nt
Organism: Seminavis robusta
Lineage: Eukaryota; Bacillariophyta; Bacillariophyceae; Naviculales; Naviculaceae
Source: the annotation of a GenBank genome assembly
AUGGACUUGAACGAGUGGAAUGGUGAUAGCCAUCACUCGAUGGAGGACUCCGCCAUGGAUGUUGAUGCCAGCGAAGAUGAAGAUCAACAGGAGACUACCAAAUAUCGUUUAGCCAAGAGAGAUUCCACUCAUGUGCUUGUUUCCAUGCUUGUGGUAAUGACUAUGAUUGCCGUAACUGCGGCUGUGGUGAUUUCCUCAACAUUUGCAUUUCUUUCGCAUGCUGAAAAGGAAGAUUUCCGACACGGAUUCACGCAACAUGCCUCAGUCAUUUCUGAAUCUUCCUCCUUCCAUGCAAUGCAAGUUGUGGAAUCCUUGGAGGCAAUGUCAAGUGCAAUUACAAGUUUCACGACAUUCACUGGAGAUAAGCUGGGCUAUCAGUGGCCUUGCACAACUAUCCCAGACUUUGAAAUGAGAGGCCUUAGGGCCGGGAAAUCAGCCUAUCUUGAGAUGAUUGGAUUUUCCCCGGUUGUAGGAAGCCAAGAUGUUGAGAAAUGGGAGGCAUACAGCACUGCCCCAAACAUGACUGGUUGGUUGCAAGAAGGCAAAGAGAACACUCCUGUGGAUGUUUCCCCCCAGAUCUAUGAUGCCCCAGAUACUGGUACUGCUGAUCAUUCAUCACACACAAUCCCGUUUCUACCGGCAUGGCAAAUGUCACCCCUUCCCAGUGAUGCAUCCUUGAUCAACUUCAACCUGCUAUCUGAAGGAUUGUAUCGUGAGACCUUUCAGGAGAUGCAAACAAACAAACAUGCAACCAUAUCGAAAGUCUAUCGGGAUAGUAUUGUGGUUCGCAAGUACUUCGACCUUGCUAGCCAUAAUGAACAUCACCGCCAUCAUGCCACCCACCUGGGACAGGCUGCUACCAGUGGCCAAACAGUGGGCCAAUAUGGUGAUGCAAAGUUGGUACUACCUUCCCCAGCCACCUCCCAUGAGCAUAACAACCAAGUGGCAGACAAUGGGGACAGCCAACUGGAGCACGAGAUGAAUGCCACAUUGGCCACCACCGAAGACAUGUCAUCUUCGCAUAUGGAUGAAUUGCAUCCUGGACAUAGAAGGCUGAACGAAAGUAUCAGCCACGAUGAUCAUUCUCAUCAUGACAUGGACAGCAAUGGCCAUAAUGACAUGAUGACCUCAUCCUCUCCUCUCUCCAACCUCUCUUGGUCAAUGACUAGACCGCAUUCCCUUGUCAUGGCUCCAAUCUAUGACUCAUUUGACAAGCACAACAGAAUCUUAGCAGGUGUCUUGCAUGGUAUCCUGGCAUGGGAGUUCUACCUUACUGACCUUCUGCCAUCAGGAGUUACUGGGAUUAUAGUUGUCCUCCAAAAUACAUGUGCACAGUCCAGUUCAUUUGAACUAAUAGGACCUCAUGCUGAGUUCCUUGGUGAUGGUGACCUGCAUGACCCAGACUAUGAGGAUAUGGUCCAAGUGGUGGAUUUUGGAUCUAUCUUUCUACCAGAGCAAGGAUCUGCCGUGGCCAACCAGUGCCUCUACAGUCUAGCCAUUUACCCUUCCAAGGCUUUUGAAGAAACCUACUCUUCCAACAGCACAGCACAGUUUGUGGGGCUUCUUGCUGGCAUCUUUGCAGCCUUGGGUGCCUUCUUCUUCGUCUUUGUUUGGUUUGUUCAGAGACGACAGCAAAAGGUCAUGACAGUUGCUACCAGGACUACUGCUAUUGUGUCACAGCUGUUCCCUGAUGCCGUGCGUGAUCGGAUUAUGGAGCAAGCUGAAUCACAGGCUCAGAGAGAAAUGGAGGAAGGAAGGAAAGGAAGCUCUGCUGAUGACCCGUCCAAUUUGAAAAGUCUUUUGAACUCAGGCGCUAAGGACUAUGGCGCACCUAGCACCACACAGAUGACCACUGUAAAUGCUGAUUCAGCCACCAUGAGGAAAGAGCAGCUUGCUGGUGGGAUCAAGAUCUUGGAGGAUGCUCCCAUUGCUGAUCACUACCCUGAAACAACUGUCUUCUUUGGUGAUCUAGUGGGCUUUACCAAGUGGAGUGGCAGUCGCACUCCACAUGAUGUGUUCGUCCUUUUGGAGACUUUGUAUGGUGAAUUUGAUGUAAUUGCUAGGAGGAGAUGUGUCUUCAAAGUGGAAACAGUGGGGGACUGUUAUGUUGGUGUGGUGGGCCUACCCAAGCCCAGAAGAGACCAUGCUGUGGUUGCAACUCGCUUUGCUUGGGAUUGCCUGAGAAAAAGCAGCUUAGUAUUCAAUGCAUUGGCAGAAACGUUGGGUCCAGAUACCAGAGAUCUGGUUGUGAGGAUUGGGUUGCAUUCAGGUCCAGUCACUGCUGGGGUUCUUCGUGGAGAGAAAGGCCGGUUCCAGUUGUUUGGAGAUACAGUCAAUACUGCAUCUAGAAUGGAAAGCAAUGGGCGGCCAGGGUCGAUCCAAUGCUCCCACGACACUUGUCAGCUGCUUGUCAAAGCUGGCAAGUCUGAUUGGAUCACAAAGCGCUCCAACAAGGUUGUGGCCAAAGGCAAAGGUGAAAUGACAACCUAUUGGCUGGCUGUCAAAAACUCAAGUGGUAGCCACCACAGUGGUGCCACAGGACAAUCCUCUGAGCUCACAACAAGCACCUCUGAUGAGCUACCUGUACCGGUGCCAUGUUUGCUACCAGAUGAAAACAGUAGCAUGAAAAUAGCCGAGUGUUAG